AUUACGCAGAAUCGUCACCGAUGGGUUGGAAGUUGGAACAAACAUUAUAUACCUAUCAUUUGUUUACAUUUGUGAUGUUUAAAUUAUGGAAGAUAUCCGUAUGUUUAUCUGAAAUGAGCUAAAAUAAUUUCUACAUUAUUUGGUACUUUUAACAUGGAAAGAGUUACUAACGUUUACCUAACAGAUUAUAUUCCAACUAUCUAUACUAGUCCUCGAACUAUACUAUACACACAAAAUGGCAAAGAAAAAAGCUCUAAUAUUUUUGCUGAAAGAAAUGGAGUUAUAAUAAUAGUAUAUAAUAGUACAAGGGAUGUUUUAGUACUAGUCAAACAGUUUAGACCUUCUGCAUAUAUCCAACAGGUUGCAGAAGAUGAAAGGUAUAGUGAAGUAGACACUAAUAAAUAUCCUGUGAAAUUAGGUGUAACUAUAGAAUUUUGUGCUGGAUUAGAAGAUAAACAUAUGACAUCAGAAGAAAUAGCAAGGGAAGAAAUUCUAGAAGAAUGUGGAUAUGAAGUUACUGUUGAUCAGCUUGAAAAAAUUGGUGUUAUAAAAAAUUUGACAGAAACCACUGGAGCUAACUCAACUUUGUACUAUUGUGAAGUUACUGAUGCUAUGAGAAAAAACAAAGGAGGUGGGGUUGAUGGAGAAAAUAUAGAAGUUAUUGAAAUGCCAGUUGAGGAAGUUAUUACAUAUGCCAGUAAUUCUAAUUAUGUACCUUCAUCUAUUAAUUUUAUGUAUGGGUUAUAUUGGUUUCUUUACCAUAAAUAUAAGAAAGAUUUAAAAUGAUUAUUUGAUAGGAAGCAAUCCUUUCCUGUCAUUUAUUAAUUUCUUAUUAGUUUUAAUAUAAAUUUUUAGUCUGUGCAAUGAUAAAUUGAUACUAUUUGUUCAUUUUUUGAGCUGGAAAAUAUUCGAGAACCAUAUUUUUAUGUAAGGUACUAAGUAAAUACAUACUUUUCAAUGAUAUAACUUAUUUCACGCCAGUAUGAGAAAAUUUGUCGUCUUGAGCUUCCAGCUGAGAAUAGUCUUCCCUUUAGGCACAGGGGUUUUUUGGCCUUCUUUGACGAAAUUAAACUUUAUAACCAUGAGUGUUAAUAGACUAUUUGACUUUAUUAACACUCAUGGUGGUUUAUUAGCCCUUUCAGCCCUGAAUUAAAAAUUGUAAGGAAAAUUUUUUUCUGGAUUAGUGUACCUUUAUUAAAGUAAUUAAACAUAUACAUAUCGGUUCUGCAAAAAUAUGUGACCAACAGGAUUUACAAAUAAAAUCGAUAGCAGGAUAUAACAUACAUUUAUUUUACAUCAGAUAGAGAUUUGUUGUGUUUGUUUUGAGUGUGUUGAGGAAAUUUUUCAUAUUGAAUAUGGGAUUUAAUGGGUUUGGCCCUGAUAUAGGACUUACUCCUCUGCAGGGUUGGGGAUUGUGGUGAAGAUAGUGUGAUUUGUACCGUUGAGGUUAAAAAAUAAAAUAAUAAUUUAAACAGAGUGAAAGAAAGGAACAUCCAAAAAAACGGUUCUUCUCAGAGUUAUGUGUUUUUUCGUUACUUUUUUGUUUAUUUUUGUAUUUUUUUGUUUAAUUAGGAGUAGCUAAGUGAGCGGGUACAGCUGCGGCUGCAUUAUUCCCCAUCGUUGGCCAAUUGGGUGGUGAACCAGUUCACCACGUUACAAGAAAACCGCAGGAAACCUGCAACGCCGACGAUUUAUUUUACAUGAAAUAAUUUGAAACAAUUAUUUGCUGACGAUAUAUAAAGUCUGUUCUUGUAUGCAAAUCACCAAUUCUUAGUACUCAACGGUGCAAAUUUGGAUUCCGUAGAGGAUUACAAUUAAAAAUAUAUGAAGGUUAUGUAAUUAUGUGACCGUCAGGGCCGAAAGAUCAUAAAAGUUUCUUCAAAUAUGUAUAUAAUCAUGUUUCCAAGCAAAAUUUUUAUUAAAAAAUGUUGUUAUGGUGUUCUCAAAGCACUAUUAGCUUUUAUUACUAGAUGUUUAAGAUAUGAGGAUUGAUGGGCAAACUUCUGUAUAUAUACAAACAUAAAAAGUACUAAGAAUUUAUUUCUUUAUUUCCUCAUAAUAAUAUAAAAUAGGUAUUGUUCAAGUUACCUAGAUCUGAAAAUCUUAAAAGAUGAUUACAAAUAAGUUAUUUUGAACAUGUGGCGAUUUGCAGCCCGUCAAAAUAUAUUUGUAUGCUUCUAAAUAACAUUUAGUUAAUAGAUAUCCAGAGUAUG
Diorhabda carinulata is the source of this 2213-nucleotide messenger RNA. RefSeq names its product uridine diphosphate glucose pyrophosphatase NUDT14-like. The record is from RefSeq and is a predicted model, not a curated record. Gene Ontology annotation, molecular function: UDP-sugar diphosphatase activity; metal ion binding. The transcript is spliced from 2 exons. The coding region runs from base 154 to 786 and encodes 210 amino acids. Gene Ontology annotation, biological process: ribose phosphate metabolic process; nucleoside phosphate metabolic process. Lineage: Eukaryota; Metazoa; Arthropoda; Insecta; Coleoptera; Chrysomelidae.